UGUGAAGAAGUCAAGCUCUGUGAGAUUAUGACUUCUUUGCGCCUUCCAAAUCAUGAUGGCCCCUGCAAAAUUUGCCAUAAUCUUGUUGUUGAAGUUCUUACCAAACUGACAGAUCCUGACAUACAGCUGGAGAUAAUUGAGAGGGCUUCUGAGGCAUGCAGCAAAAUGGAUAAUUAUGCACAAGAGUGCAAGAAGAUCGUCUUCCACUACGGUCCAUUGAUAUUGUUUGAUAUCGAGAAAUAUCUGGAGACAACGGACGUCUGUGCUGCUAUUCAUGUAUGCAAGGUCAAUCAAGAAGCCGGCAUUGGUGCUACACUUCUGGCUGAUGCUUAAGCCCAUUGUUCAAACAUUUCCCAUGAAACUGUUGUUGUAUAUGGAUCCUUCUUCAUUUAAACUGAUUUCAUGUUGUAAUCAGAACUCCAUUGAUUCACAGCAAAUGAAUUGGAUGUUGUAAUUGUUAAUGUGACACAAAAUGUUCCACAGUUAA
Dioscorea cayenensis subsp. rotundata (Guinea yam) is the source of this 487-nucleotide messenger RNA. Its product is annotated as prosaposin-like. The record is from RefSeq and is a predicted model, not a curated record. Gene Ontology annotation, biological process: lipid metabolic process. Lineage: Eukaryota; Viridiplantae; Streptophyta; Magnoliopsida; Dioscoreales; Dioscoreaceae.